AUGCCUACCUCAGAGCAGUUCGACGCAUGUACAAGCCCUUACUUUCAUCGAGGUUACAACUUUCCUCUAUGGAUCAUCUUCGGGAUCGGCAUCUUUGGCUUCGGUCUGGCUCGAGCCAUGUACCUCGACGUCGAUGGAACUUUUGCCAAGGACAAAAUCAUCAAUGGUGACUGGGAGUCGUGGUCGUCUGGACACGAACAUGUCGGUAUCGUGAUGCAUCUUGCCACUGUCAUACCGGCCUACUUCCUUGUGCCAUGGCAAUUCUUGCCUAUCAUCAGAUACAAAUUCAUGCUGUUCCAUCGUGUCAAUGGGUACAUCUUGAUCAUUCUGUUGUUACUGGCUGAUGUCAGUGCUUACAUGAUCCUCCGCACCUCAAUGGGUGGUGAUCUCGCAACACAAACCACUCUCGGUUUGCUCGGAGUCUAUACCAUCACAUCAGUCACACUGGCUUUCGUGGACAUCAAACGCCUGCAGAUCGACCAGCAUCGCGCUUGGAUAGUCCGCAUCUGGAUCCUCAUGGGCGCCCCCAUCACGCAACGCAUCAUCCAGAUCCCAACCUACCAAAUCUUGACACGCAUCGGCACAUACUACUACCCUAUGGCAUGCCAUACCAUCGCCUACGUUACACUCAACACUGCCGGUCCAGAGGCCUCGAAAGCCCUUCUGUCCAGAUACGGAGCCUGCCGCGAAGAUCCCAUCAACGGUGUGGCAGCCGUGAACGUCAACAUGGGAGGCACGCCAGAGGAGAUUGGCGUAGCCAUCAGUGCUUCUUUCGUCCCGUCCCUAAUCGUGGCAUUCUUCUUGCAUGCUGCUGGGGUGGAACUUAACCUCGCAUUGACGACUGCUGAGCGAGAUCGUCUGAAGCAGGUCAGCUAUGAGAAGCAGAUGGCGAGAGGAUGGAAGAGGGCUGGUGAUGCUGGUUUGACACCCGACAAGUUUGGGGAUCUGCCGCAGUGGUAUCCGGCUGGAUCUAUGGUCAGGCGAGACUCGCCGAGCGGGAGCGACACAUUACUCUGA
Fulvia fulva is the source of this 1017-nucleotide messenger RNA. RefSeq lists its product as uncharacterized. The transcript has 3 exons. Bases 1 to 1017 code for a protein of 338 amino acids. NCBI's taxonomy places the organism in Eukaryota, Fungi, Ascomycota, Dothideomycetes, Mycosphaerellales, Mycosphaerellaceae. The record is from RefSeq and is a predicted model, not a curated record.